AUGCUGCCGUCGCAGGAGGCCUCCAAGCUGUACCAUGACAACUAUAUGCGGAACUCGCGGGCCAUCGGCGUGCUCUGGGCCAUCUUCACCAUCUGCUUCGCCAUCAUCAACGUGGUGGUCUUCAUCCAGCCCUACUGGAUCGGCGACAGCGUCAGCACGCCCAAGCCGGGCUACUUCGGCCUCUUCCAGUACUGCACGGGCGACGACGGCAACAACCGGGAGAUCAAAUGCCAGGGCUCCUUCUCCGAGUUCGGCAACAUCCCCUCGGGAGCCUUCAAGGCGGCCUCUUUCUUCGUGCUGCUCUCCAUGGUGCUGAUCUUGGGCUGCAUCACUUGCUUUUCCCUCUUCUUCUUCUGCAACACGGCCACGGUCUACAAGAUCUGCGCCUGGAUGCAGCUUCUGGCAGCUCUCUGCCUGGUGCUGGGCUGCAUGAUAUUCCCAGACGGCUGGGAUUCAGAGAAGGUCAGGGACAUGUGUGGGGAGAAGACGGGGAAGUACUCGCUGGGCGACUGCUCCGUGCGCUGGGCCUACAUCCUGGCCAUCAUCGGCAUCUUGAACGCCCUCAUCCUCUCCUUCCUGGCCUUUGUCCUGGGCAACCGGCAGAAUGACCUGCUUCUCGAGGAGCUCAAAACAGAAAACAAAGAGGAUAUAAUGUAGAAGAGGCAGGAGGCUCCCCCUCUCUCUUAUCGGUA
Gekko japonicus is the source of this 692-nucleotide messenger RNA. RefSeq names its product lipoma HMGIC fusion partner-like 4 (gene LHFPL4). The record is from RefSeq and is a predicted model, not a curated record. Lineage: Eukaryota; Metazoa; Chordata; Lepidosauria; Squamata; Gekkonidae. Gene Ontology annotation, cellular component: inhibitory synapse; postsynaptic membrane; plasma membrane. Gene Ontology annotation, molecular function: GABA receptor binding. Gene Ontology annotation, biological process: gamma-aminobutyric acid receptor clustering; sensory perception of sound. Bases 1 to 657 code for a protein of 218 amino acids. The transcript has 3 exons.